Molecule: messenger RNA, 1536 nt
Organism: Odontomachus brunneus
Lineage: Eukaryota; Metazoa; Arthropoda; Insecta; Hymenoptera; Formicidae
Exons: 8
Coding region: 1-1536 (511 amino acids)
Source: RefSeq, a predicted model, not a curated record
AUGAAGGAUCUAACGCUGGAGAAAGCCGUCCAGAUAGCAAUCACGAUGGAGCUAGCGGAAAAGGGAGCUUUACAAAUAUCUACAGAUCAACCAGCGCAAGUGGAUUCGUUACACUUCAACCAACAGAGGAAGACGAGCAAGAUAUGUGGCAAAGGGCAUUAUGCUUCCAAGUGUGCUCUAGAUAGGAAUGUGAAGUGCCAUAGCUGUGGAGGUAAAGGACACCUCAAUAGUGUAUGUUUCAAAGCAAAGAGCGCUUUAAAUCAAGUAGAGGAGGUGCUGGUGAGUGAACCAGCUACAAAUAAGCAACGUCGCGACUUUCUGCCGGAACAAGGCGGCUGUCGUGGUAAAAUUUACACAACUUUACAGUUAAAGAAGAUUUUAGAAAAAGUAGAUUCUUCGGAUUGGGCCACACCGGUAGUACCAGUACUUAAGAAGAAUAAUCGCAUUCAAAUAUGCGGUGAUUUCAGUAUUACGAUAAAUCCAAACUUAGAAAUCGAUGAUCAUCCGUUGCCAUCUGUAGAAGAAUUAUUCGCGAUCGUUGCGGGUGAUAAGGAAUUUACAAAAAUCGAUAUAAAAGAAGCUUAUUUACAAUUAGAAGUUCGACCGGAGGAUAGACAUCUCCUUACAUUAAAUACACAUAGGGGAUUAUACCGUUGCAAACGACUCCUUUAUGGAAUUGCUUCAGCACCAGCUAUCUGGCAGAGAACCAUGGAGAACAUUUUGAAAAGCAUUCCUGGCGUGGCGGUAUUUUUAGACGACGUAGUCAUUACAGAGAAAAGCGAAUUUUUCAAGGAAGAAAUUAAUUAUUGCGGCUACAUUAUAAACGAAAAAGGAAUACACAAAGAUCCAACGAAGUUGGAAGCAAUUAAAGGAAUGUCAAAACCUACAAAUUUGACAGAAUUACGUAGAUUGCACGAAAAUGUACAGAAAUUGUUAAACCAAUAUAGAAUAACACCGCAAACUACAACCGAGGAAGAGCAUGAAAUGCCACCACCUCAUUCGGAGGAUUCCGAGAGAUCGGAACCACAGCAGUUAGUUCACGAGGAACAAAUUACACACGAAGCAAAUGCCCCGAUGCCACAUCAACCGGGCGAAACGCCACCACGACGUACCUCGAUAGCUGUAAAAAGGGUACGUGAAAGUUCCGAAGGAACGCCCGACGAAGCACGCCGGAGUCCUAGAAGAAAAAGAAGGAAACCUUACUAUCUUAGAGAUUACGUACGGCAUAAGAACAUUUGGAAACUGGCAUUCGAAUCCAGAACAGAUGCCAAUAAUGUUGUGAACAAUCCGUACCUUAAGAAAAAGGGUAUGGAUGCAUUUAUUCCAAGAUCCAUGUUAUACCACAAGAGAGUAAUAACUGGAAUUCCCUUAGACGUCACUAUGGAGGAAAUUACUGAAAUCAAUACGAUUAAUAAAAAUUUGAAGGUAUCUAACGCAUUUAGGCUAAAGAAAAAGGACAAAUCAGAGGGCAAACGGGUUGAUUCGGCCACUGUGUGCGUAGAAUUCAAAGGAUUUGUUUUAACUGUGGCCGAUUAG